Messenger RNA from Vigna umbellata (rice bean), 1492 nucleotides. NCBI's taxonomy places the organism in Eukaryota, Viridiplantae, Streptophyta, Magnoliopsida, Fabales, Fabaceae. The record is from RefSeq and is a predicted model, not a curated record.
AACAGUGUAGUGCACAGAAAAAACAAAAGUAAAUCCGCAUACAACAGUACAACAACAUCAUUAUAAAACGUUAAUAGCAGCAGCAAGGGUGGAUCAAACAAACACAGACCAGGUAGCUCUCUCUCUCUCUUUUGUAACGAAAUGGCAGAGGAACUUGACCUCGACAACCUUAAGGUACUGAAAGUUUUAGGCAAAGGGGCCAUGGGCACUGUGUUUCUCGUGCAACACAACUCCGGCCACGUGGCGCUCAAAGUGGUCGACAAAUCAUCAUCCCUCCACGACGGUGCUCGCCGCGCCCACUGGGAAAUCACUGUUCUCUCUCGCUUAUCCCACCCCUUCCUCCCCACCCUACUGGGUUCCUUUGAGUCCAACAACUUAAUGGGCUGGGCCGUCCCCUACUGCCCUGGCGGCGACCUCAACCACCUCCGCUAUCGCCAAACGGAUCACAUAUUCUCCCCCGCCGUCGUCCGCUUCUACCUCGCCGAGAUCCUCUGCGCUCUCCACCACCUUCACUCCAUGCACAUCGUGUACCGCGACCUCAAACCCGAAAACGUCCUCAUUCAACAAUCCGGCCACGUCACUCUCACCGACUUCGACCUCUCCCGAACUCUCUCUCCCACCAAAACCAACACCUCCUCUCCCUCCAACUCCCACAUUCCUGACACCGCCCCGCGCAAGCCCCGCCGCAACUUCCGCUGGGCCCCACUCACGAAGACCCCCAAGUCCGCCCGAGUCACCCCCGCAGCUCGCCGCGCCGCGCCAAGCUUCGAGCGCUCGAACUCGUUCGUGGGCACCGAGGAGUACAUCGCGCCGGAGGUCCUCCGAGGCGAGGGGCACGGCUUCGCCGUUGACUGGUGGGCCCUCGGCGUCCUCGCCAACGAGAUGGUGUACGGAACCACGCCGUUCAAGGGGAGGAAUCGCAAGGAAACGUUUCGCAACGUGUUGUUGAAGACGCCCGAGUUUGUCGGGAAGAAAACAGCGUUGACGGACCUAAUAUCUCGGUUGCUAGAAAAGGACCCUUCCAAGCGUUUGGGUUAUGUUCGCGGCGCCACCGAGAUCAAGGAGCACGAGUUCUUCAGAGGGGUUAAAUGGGACCUACUAACGGAGGUUGUGCGGCCGCCGUUUAUUCCUUCAAGAGAAGAGGUUACGAAGCCUUUCGCCGAUGGACUUGACGUAAGGGGAUACUUUCAGAGUCUGAAAUCUCCACCGUCUUUGCCCCCCUCGCCGUUACGGUCACCGUCGUGUGAGUUUCAGAAAAACGUUUCUUUACCGGAAUUCUGACGCAUGUGUGGGAGGUGGUAGACCUAGCUACCUAUUCUUUUUAACUCUUUAAAUUUCUGUCUAUAUUGGGGAAUGAAUAACGGUGUAGAACGCAAAGUAACGGAGUUACUCAGAAUUUACUGCUAUCAUAUGCUUUUGUAUAGUUGGAUACUACAUAUACAAUUGUAAGAUAUUGUUGUUUAUAUGUCAAAUAUUUUUUGUUUCAGAUGCA